CCAUCCUCACAUUGGAUAGAGAUUUGCUGUACGGAAAUGAAUGGAGCGAUGAAGGCAGAUCAUAAUAAAGGGACAGGACACCGAUUUCUGUAUUGUGCGGAUUUAUCUGAUCAUUGUCUGCUGAUGUAGGUGAGGUGUAGGAGUUCAGUGGUGAUCUGUGAUGACCAGGAUCUGUCCUCCAGGAGAGCUGUCAGUGGGGAGGCUGCAGGAUGUAUCCUCAGAUGAUGUGACAGGCAGUGAUCAGAAACUCUCCCAGAUCCCACAUUCUGCUGUCAUAUGAGGGGCUUAUUCCUUGCUUGGUGUUUUAAGGUUGGAACUGCGAUGAAUGAUCACUUUAUCUGAGGUUAUGUAUGAGAGAAUGCAGGUUGUGCAGAUGAUAUUUCUUGUAGGCCUUCCAUCGGUCUUCUCAAAGCUACACUCCUAUGAUUACUGUGUCCUUGGAGCUGGUCCUGGAGGGCUUCAGAUUGCAAAGUUUCUUGAAGAUUCUGGGAGGGAUUAUGUUGUCUUUGAAAGGAACCAUAAACCUGGUAGCUUCUUUUUUAAUCUUCCAAGGCACCGUAAAUUAAUCAGCAUAAACAAACAAUUCACUGGCCGGAAAAACAAAGAAUUUAAUCUUCGUCAUGACUGGAAUUCUCUGCUAAGCAAAGAUAAACAGUUGCUUUUUGGGCAUUAUUCACAUGAUUUCUUUCCGCAUGCGGAUGAUAUGGUGAGGUAUUUACAAAAUUUCAGUAUUGGAAUCAAUGUGCGUUAUGGGACAGAUAUCAAAAACAUCAGGAUAGAAACCAAGCCAGAAGCAUGGAAUGGACAUCGAUUUCUACUUAUGGAUCAAACAGGACAACAACAUGAGUGCAAUGUCUUGUUGGUGGCCAGUGGCUUAUCUCUGCCUAAUGUGGUAAACUUUCCUGGUGCAGAAUAUACAGAGGCUUAUGAGACUGUGUCUGUAGACCCUCAGAAUUUUACGGGACAGAGUGUUCUUAUUCUGGGGCGUGGGAACUCUGCAUUUGAGACAGCUGACAAUAUCCUGGGCUAUACCAAUUUUAUACAUAUGCUUGGACGCUCAAGAGUUCGUCUUUCUUGGUCUACACACUAUGUGGGGGAUUUAAGAGCUAUUAACAAUGGACUUUUGGACACAUACCAGCUGAAGUCCUUGGAUGGGCUUUUAGAAGGCGAUAUAUCUGACCUGGCUUUAGUCCGCGAUGGGUCUGGAAAACUCUACGUCACCCAUAAGCAUUAUCUAAAAAAUUCUAUUAACUCUACAAAUAAUGACACAAUGAAUCCUCCUACCGUGCUUCCAAAGGAUGAUCUAGAUAACUUUGCAGCUCGAGAACCAUAUGACCGCGUCAUUCGUUGCUUGGGAUGGAGAUUUGAUUUCUCAAUAUUUGAUAGGUCUAUUAGAUUGAAGUCUGGUUUUGGCCUAAAGAAAAAAUAUCCCUUGUUAAAUGUGAACUAUGAAGCGAGACAUACUAACGGUUUGUUUGUGGUGGGUACUGCUAGCCAUGGCAUUGACUUUCGCAAAUCAGCCGGUGGGUUUAUCCAUGGUUUCCGUUAUACUGCUCAGUCUGUCCAUCGGUUGACUGAAAAUCGUUACCAUAAUAUCCCAUGGCCAGCAACUCGUUACCCCAUCUCCCAGCUCCUGAAUUCACUGGUCAAACGUAUGAACGAAGGAUCGGGUAUUUACCAGAUGUUUGAAAUCUUAGCUGAUUUCAUUCUUCUCGGAGAGGACGCCAACACAUUUGAAUAUUUAGAGGAAGUGCCAGUAGGCAUUCUUCCCAUGUUGGAGAAGAGCACUGGCAGAAAGGUAUACAGCACAGGUUUUUUUGUCCUUAUUAUGGAAUAUGGAAAGAAUUUUUCAGGAGCAGACAAAGAUGUCUUUCACUACAACCGUGCUAUAGGAGAUGCAAAAGCAGCAUGGCGUUCCAACUUUCUUCAUCCUGUGAUAUACUUUUACAAACAAUUGCCAACAGAGGAGCAAAUGGAGGCACGUCCAGAAAAGUGGUCUUUGCCACGUCCUGAAAAGAUUCAUCAUGUGGUAGAAGAUUUCCUUACAGACUGGACUGCACCUAGUGCUCACUUGUUGCCACUUCGUCGUUUUCUAGAAAACUGUCUACAAACAGACCUCAGAGCUUUCUAUGCAGAUUCAUGCUUUGCACUUUCUUUGUUGCAUGGGAAAAUACCUGUCUUCUGCCAGCUGGGUUAUUUACAGAACCAAGGACUUUUAGGAAAAGAGCAACAAAGACAAAAUUCUAAUAAGACCUACACACUGAGAACUGACAUAACCGCUGAAAUACCAUAUAAAAUGCAACAAAAGGAUGAACUCUGACAUUUCCAAAAAUGGAAUUGGGAUCUAUGGAAUUUCCAGAAGGCAGUGCUUUAGAUGAUAAUUUGUUAAACUCAGGAAACUGCAUUUAUUAUUGCUGAAGUAAAAUCAAGGUUCUCAUCUCUAAAUUAAUUAAUAAAACAUUAGACAGAACAAUGAGGCUGUACAAAUAGCAGUAUACUAAAGCAACCAAUCAUUUAGUACCGUAUAUACUCGAGUAUAAGCCGAGUUUAAAAAUAGCCCCCCUCGGCUUAUACUCGAGUCAGUGUACCUGUC
Rana temporaria (common frog) is the source of this 2593-nucleotide messenger RNA. RefSeq names its product FAD dependent oxidoreductase domain containing 2 (gene FOXRED2). Lineage: Eukaryota; Metazoa; Chordata; Amphibia; Anura; Ranidae. Bases 326 to 2320 code for a protein of 664 amino acids. Gene Ontology annotation, molecular function: monooxygenase activity; flavin adenine dinucleotide binding. The record is from RefSeq and is a predicted model, not a curated record. The transcript has 10 exons.